Aspergillus nidulans FGSC A4 is the source of this 783-nucleotide messenger RNA. RefSeq lists its product as uncharacterized. The transcript is spliced from 2 exons. The record is from RefSeq and is a predicted model, not a curated record. NCBI's taxonomy places the organism in Eukaryota, Fungi, Ascomycota, Eurotiomycetes, Eurotiales, Aspergillaceae. The coding region runs from base 1 to 783 and encodes 260 amino acids.
AUGACAUUCCCACAAACUGCUCAAUUUAUCAAUAACCUUCUCUUGCAAAUAUCCCACGUUACCACCCAAAAUAUACGUCCGUCAGGGAACGAUGAGUUCGAAGCACAAACCCAGACACAACGCCGUGGUUAUUACCGCCUAACCCAGACCAAAUCGAGAUCCGCAUUUCCAACAUCCCAAGCAGCAAACCUCAAACCGCUGAUGCUGACUCUGCAUUGCAUAUUUCCCAAUGACUUUCUCCUCGCACUGGAUAUUCUGGACCGAGGGCUCGUUAGACGUGUCUGCAGUCAUGCAUGUUCACAGCAGAACACGUCAACCGGCACUGAAGACGGGAAGGACGAAGGCGAACAUGUUGCCGAAAAUCAAACCCAACUCAAGGAGGACUUCUUCUUUGCAUGGAACUGCACCUGUCCAUUCUUUACGAUAUCUGCAUUCCGUGAUAUGAUCACAGAGCCUUCAUCACCAUCCUUCUCGGACCAGACCGUGAGUGCAGAUGGGGAUGGCAAUGAAAAGGCCACACAUAACCGCGUCGGCUAUGAAAAUUUCAGCGUUGAUGCUGGUGCUGAUACGCUAGACACAAAUGCCUACGCUGAUGCCUACUCUUUUGGUGGUACACUGCGCCUGCACCAAGAGUCAGCACCCCCAGUCUGCAAGCAUAUUCUGGCCUGUCUGCUGGCUGCUCUUUGUCCCAGUCUUGGUGUGAAUGGAAAGGAUGAAGAGGGCCGGUCUGUUACCCUUGACAAAGAGGAGAUUGCGGCCUUGUGCGCUGGAUGGGGAGGAUGA